AUGACAUUCGGUGUUUUGAUUUCGCGAAGAGAAAAUACGAGGCGAUCCUUUUUCAAAGAGAUAAAAAGAUGAGCCGGCCAAAAUGGGACGUGUUAUGGUGCCCCUUUCAUUCCGACAGAUUCAUCACGUGGGACAACGAUUCCCUGUUGAGCCUCUACGAAAUUGGACCUCGGGACAACACCGUGCGAGAUAGUGAUCAAAUCUACUUACAAAUUUCUGAACACUCUGUCGCUGAACUUGUCUCAUCCGUCACCAUUAAUAGCUAUGCGAAAUGCGUUGACAUAUAUCCGCAACCAGAGCCAGAUAUCGUGGCAAGUGGCCACGCAAAUGGAAAGAUCGUUCUGAGUACCCUUAGUCCGGAAUUUGAUUACCAGGGACUUGUCGGGAGAGAAUUUUUUCCAAAAUACAUGCGGACAUGCAAUGUUGUUGCUUGGAAUCCUGUGGACACUCACCUGAUUAUGUCGGGGUUGGACAAACAUAGCAAAGAACACUCUGUAUUGCUGUGGGAUGUGCAGCAUUAUCCAAAAGGCUCCGAACGUUCGAUAGCAGAAGCUGGCAUAUCAGAAACUGUACAUUCCGCUGCUUGGUUUAAACACGAUUCGAGAUGUCUGGCUUUUGGUGCUAAUAACAAGCAAUUAAAAGUUGUUGAUUUUAGAGAUUCUGCAAAAGUGGUGAAUAACACAUCCACAAAGGCGGUAUAUAAUUUGUCGGUGAAUCCCCAUAACAAUUAUCAGCUACUCUCGCAUGUCGACAAUUUAAUCACAGUCUGGGAUACUCGAUGUUUUGAAAAACCAAUUGUUACUAUAGUAUCACAAAGGCAAGUUACCAAAGUGCUGUGGUGUCCAACAAGACGCAAUCUAAUUGGCACAUUGCAUAAAGAUUCAGCGGGUUUGCAUUUGUUUGAUAUCCAGUACUGUGGAACAGAAGAUACCGAGCCGGGUGUCCUGGAAAGAGUGGUUUUACCACCAUGGCAUAAUCCUAUAAGUUUUUCGUGGCAUCUAACCGAUGAAAAUCGAUUAUUGGCCAUAUCGUUGCAAGGAGUAACCGAUUAUACUGUAUGCGAGAGAAUAACACUUAAUUGGUCCGCUCGAUCGUGUCUUAUGUGGAAUUAUGCUUUUAAAUCAUUCAAAUAUAUAAACAGUGAAGAUAGCAUUUAUAAAGAAUUGAACGAUAUCUCAGUUUUAACUAAAAGACGUGCUAUGCUCGAAUAUGGCUUGCUUACAGAUUUAGCGCAAAAUGGCGACAUAGCUGAAAAUGAAACUUUAAAGAAUUUAUGGCAAUGGUUAUAUCUGAGUCGCUCUUUAAUAGAAGACGGCACUAUACAAAGCCCGGACAAUAAGCAUCCUGGUGUGAGGACAAUUCUGAAAUUGGAUAGUCAGCAGAACCUGGGUAAUGGUUUCUUAAAGUCGGAAGUCAUUCAUCGUUCCUGGGUGGAUAUAGGUUCGAAUUAUACAACAAAGAUUUAUAGAUCACCAGAUAGAGAAAAAAGUCUUCUUCUUUGCGGUUUGCGAUUUGACAAGGAAACCAAUACUACAUACGAUAACACAUAUCUGGAGAAAUUAGAGAGAGAAGGAGCGUACGCGAAAGCAGCGGCAUUCGCGGUAUUUAAUCUUUGCCUAAAACAAGCUAUAGAUAUUUUAAACCGAGGUGCCAGCAAAAAACAAACGACUAUUUUGAAUAUGGUGGCUAUGGCAUUAUCGGGUUUCUCUGAGGAACGUACCACGUUGUGGAGGGAAUCUUGUCAGAAAUCUAGAUCCCAAUUAUCGGAUCCUUACUUAAGAGCGACAUUCGGUUUCUUAACAGCAGAUAACGAUUCUUAUGAAAGUGUACUUAAUGAAAAUGGUAUGGCCGUCGCAGAUCGAAUAGCAUUCGCCCUUAUAUUUUUAUCUGAUAAUAAACUGUACGAAUACUUAAAAAGACUGACUCAGAAGUUAAUCGAAGAAGGAGAUUUAGCAGGCUUCUUACUUACAGGAGCAAGUAUGGAAAGUAUACAAUUAUUGAACAAAUAUUUAGAAAUCACGUCGGAUGUUCAGAGUUGCACUUUAAUUGCAAUCAGAGCUUUUGCACCCAAAUUGCUUCAGGAGAACCAAGUUCAAGUGUGGAUUACCAAUUACAGACAUCUUUUAAAUGCAUGGAAAUUGUGGUUUCAAAGAGCUAGAUUCGACAUUGCUAUGAGAUCCUCGACGCCACAAGAGAGACCACCACAACAGAUACACGUUUCUUGUAAUUUCUGUGGUAAAAGUAUAUCUGCUUUUAUGCAAGGUCUGAGCAGAACUAGAGUUCCAUUUGGUAGAUUAGGCGGUACACCUAAUAAAUUAAAGAUGACAGCGUGCCCAAAUUGCCGCAAACCUUUGCCACGUUGCGCGAUAUGUUUGAUGCAUAUGGGUACUGUUAGCGGUUUGCAAACUGCUCCUAGUCCUGGUGGUAGCAGGAGCGAAGAAUGUGAUAGCAGGCUUACAGAAUUCAACAGCUGGUUCACAUGGUGCCUAACAUGUAAACAUGGUGGACACAGCGAACAUAUUGCUCAGUGGUUUCGACAACAUACUGAAUGUCCAGUGACAUCUUGCAACUGUCGCUGUUCCUCCUUAGAUUAUACACGCAAUGCAACUGUGACAUAAGAGUAUGUAUCUGGCAUAAAUAGAAAUUUUUAAAUAUUCUUAUAUAAUGCUGACAAGGUGUCUACAAUUCUAGAAUUUCUUGUACAUUUAUUGAGUUUAAUUGGAUCAAUUUCAUGUACAAAGGACAGUGUAUCGCAAUUUUCUUUAUGGCAUUUCCAGUUUUGCAACCAUGAUUUAUGCCACAAUAGCUAAUAUUAUAGAAUGUAAAAAGUAUGAAACAGUAAACGAUUUGCAUAUAUUAUAAA
Molecule: messenger RNA, 2863 nt
Organism: Nylanderia fulva
Lineage: Eukaryota; Metazoa; Arthropoda; Insecta; Hymenoptera; Formicidae
Gene: mio
Product: GATOR complex protein mio
Biological process (GO): cellular response to amino acid starvation; positive regulation of TORC1 signaling
Cellular component (GO): cytoplasm
Molecular function (GO): protein binding
Source: RefSeq, a predicted model, not a curated record